ACUUUAUAAGUAACAAUCCAAAACGCCCAUUAGAGCUCACCAACUCUGAGAGUCAGACCUUGUUUUCGCGGGAAAUAAAAAUAACAGACCGAUCGGGUCACUAACUAACUGAAACCGCACAAAAUGUCCAAAAUGACCUCACCAUUCUCAAAACUCCCACUCUCUUUCUUCUACUUCUUCAUCACUCUCAUGCCCUUCCACGUAAUUUCACAGUCCCCGGCCACCACCGCCGACCAGACAACCCUACUCAACCUCAAAAAGCUAUGGCAGAGUCCGCCGUGGACAGCCUCCUGGAACUCCUCAUCCUCGCCGUGCACCUGGCCGGAGAUUCAGUGCACCGACGGCACAGUCACCGGACUUCUCCUCCAUGACAAAAACAUCAUGGACACAAUCCCACCGUCGGUCUGCGACCUCAAAAACCUCACCAUGCUCGACCUCUCGUACAAUUACCUCCAGGGCGACUUCCCUAAGGUUCUCUACAAUUGCUUCGGUCUCCAAUACCUAGACCUCUCUCAGAACUUCUUCGUCGGCCCAAUUCCCUCCGACAUCGACCAGUUAUCCUCUCUCCAGUUCAUCAACGUCGGCGGAAACAACUUCUCCGGCGAGAUCCCGCCCGCGAUCAGCCGGUUACCGGAGCUCCGGACAUUGUACCUGUACCAAAACCAGUUCAACGGCACGGUUCCGAUCGAAAUCGGAAAUUUAGCGAAUCUAGUGAAUCUGGGUAUGGCUUACAAUACUAUGCUUUUGCCAUCGAUAAUUCCUAUAGAGUUUGGGAAUUUGAAAAAGCAGGAGUACUUGUGGAUGACGAUGACGAACUUGAUCGGGAAAAUACCGGAAAAUUUUGGGAAUUUGUCCAGUCUUCAACACUUGGAUCUCGCUAGAAACAAUCUGGAUGGUCCACUUCCUCAAGGACUGUUCCAAUUGAAAAACUUGAGUGUAGUGUAUUUGUAUAAAAACAAUUUGUCAGGUGAAAUUCCAACUCCAGUCGAGUCACUAAAUUUGAUCGGAGUGGAUUUAUCAGAGAACAACUUAACAGGUUCAAUUCCUCAAAGACUAUUUCAAUUGAAGAACUUGAAAAUAAUAAUCUUAAACAAAAAUCAAUUAUCUGGUGAAAUUCCAACUCUAAUUGAGUCACUGAAAUUGAUUAAAUUGGACUUGUCAAUGAACAAUUUGACAGGUUCGAUACCAUCUGAUUUCGGAAAAUUGAAUCAAUUGAAAGUCAUGAUUCUGUAUUCGAACCAACUUUCCGGCGAAUUACCACCCAGCAUCGGCCAAAUCCCAGCCCUAGAGACCUUCCGGGUGUUCACAAACAAACUCAAUGGUACUUUGCCGCAGGAAUUCGGUCUUCAUUCGAAACUCCAGUAUUUCGAGAUUUCCGACAACCAGUUCACCGGAGAUUUGCCUCAAAAUUUAUGCGCCGGGAAGACUUUAUUCGGCGUGGCGGCUUCUUCAAAUUCUCUCACCGGGACCGUGCCUGAAUCGCUUGGAAAUUGCCAAGCUUUGCGUAGUGUUCAGCUAUUCAACAACAAUUUUUCCGGUGAGGUUCCAUUAGGCCUCUGGACAUCGCGCAAUUUAUCGAGUUUAAUGCUGAGCAACAAUUCUUUGUCUGGUACACUUCCGAGUCAAUUAGCUUGGAAUUUGUCCCUGGUUGAGAUCAGUAACAACCAGUUUUCCGGUCCGAUUCCUACCAGAAUCGGUUCUUGGGCGAGUCUGGUUGAGUUCAAGGCUAGUAACAAUCAGAACAUGUGCAGCGACAGAGUUGCUGAGGCAUUUUGUUGCAGUGCCGCCAUUCCAAGUAUCUUCGGUGCCGCCGCCAUCUCAAGUAAUGUUAAUGUCGCGACCAUCUGGAGUUGCCGAGGGAAGGAGAAUACCGAGGCAACUAAGUUGCAGGGGCAAUACUCACAUCGCCCAAGUUGUGGAGGCAUUCUGUCGACGCCGCCAUCUCUAAUAUCUUCGAUUAUGUCGUCUGAACUUGUCGCGGGGAAUAACUACCGCAGCAACUACUACUAUAGCAACUAA
Camellia sinensis is the source of this 2019-nucleotide messenger RNA. The record is from RefSeq and is a predicted model, not a curated record. NCBI's taxonomy places the organism in Eukaryota, Viridiplantae, Streptophyta, Magnoliopsida, Ericales, Theaceae.